This is a messenger RNA of Paramecium sonneborni, 1612 nucleotides long. Lineage: Eukaryota; Ciliophora; Oligohymenophorea; Peniculida; Parameciidae. The record is from the annotation of a GenBank genome assembly.
AAUUGAUGUGUGAUCCUAUAAUUAGUGAGCAAUAUUAUUUCAAUGAGUACUUAUAUAUUGUCAAAUCUAUAUAGUUCAUGUGAUGUGAAUGCUAAUUAGAUUGAAUUUUCUGGAAUAACAGAUCCCUUUUUAAGAAAUUAGAAUUAAAAACGAUAAGAAUUUCCAAAAAUACAAAUUUUUGAAGAUGUUGACAAUGUGAAUAAAAAUUAUGGACCGAAUUAGAUUUAAUUAGAAGAAAUAAGAAUGGAUAGGCUGAAAAUUAUGAAUGAUAGCUCUGUAGAAGCUUAGCCUAGAAGUGGAAGUGAUGGCGAUAACUCUAGAGAUGCUAGUUAAAAUCAUUAGAGGAGAAAAAGAUCAAGUAUUCUGUUGUUCUAAAUUUAGAAAAAUAUAUGAAAGAAGAAUAAAAAAAUUUUAAAGAUUCAUUAUAAUCCUAGAUUAUUUUGAAUGUAGGGUAUACAAAGAGUACUUACACAAAUAAAAUUUAGAAUUUAGUAAAGAAAGAAAACAAUGGUUAAUUAAUAGUAACAACAAAAGCAAGAUAAUCGUAUUGAAAUAUUUUGAUUCAUUUUUAGAAGGAGUUAGUAGAAAUUGGAGAGAAAAAAUGAAUAGCAAGUGUUAUUAAAUCUUUCACAUAGUGAUUAAUCUUCAUCAGAAAAUCCUGAUUCCCUUAAUGAUGGAAACCUAGAUCCUAGUCGUUUAAAAUAAGUGAGAAACAGAGAAUCAGCUAGAAAUUCUAGAGCUAGAAAAAAAAUAUAUUUUGAAUUAUUAGAAACUAGGGUUCAAGAAUUAUAAGAUGAAAAUGAUAAAUUGAGGGAAUAAUGCAAUAAUUUAUCAAAAUCUAUUGAAAAUUAUAAUAAAUAACAGGAUAAAGUAAGUUAUUAUAUAAAUGUAUAAGUUUUCUCAAUUUUUGGAAUAAUAAUAAAAAUUAUUUGAAAGAUUAGAAGUUUGCAUAAAUCAAGGAAAAGAUGCUACAGAGAUUGAAAUAUUGUUAGAUGCAUUAAAAUAUAGAACAUCUUCAAAUAAGUAAGAAAGGAUAGAUGCUGCAAAGUCAUACUCAUAUUCAAUAUUGGAUGUUUGUUUGCCAUUAUAGACAAAAUAUUUGUUUAGUAUUUUAGAUGAUAAAGAUUUUUUUUCUUAAAAUUCUAGGUAAAUAUAUAUAUUUAUAUAUAUUUUAUUGAAGAAAUUACACAGAUUAUUUGAGAGAUAUUUUUAAGAAAAUGGACACAAAGAGUGAUGAUUUCGGAAAUAAUAAUGAGAAAAUCAAACAGAAAUUGGGAGUAGCCAAAUAAAAUAUGUUAGAGUAAUAAUUUUAAUUGAUAUUCUAAAAAAGUUCUUAUAAAAAGAUUAAAUAGGAGAUUAAAUUAAUACAGAGUGAAGCUAGUAAAGUUGAUUUGUUAUGGGAAUAAUUGAAAGAGAAAUUAUAACCCUAGAUAUUAGCAUAAUGUUUAUUGGCUCUUCAUAAGGUAUGGAUAAGAAGUAUAUAUAGAAUGAAUUCAGAGCAGAGUUUUAAGCAUCAACUAUAUUUAAGAAACAUAAAGAUAAAAAAGAAUUAGGAGGGAUGAUAUUAGAAUAAUAAUCAUUGUAACGUAAAUAAGUAAAAAAAUGUAAUUGA